UUUAAAAAGUGUUCUAUCAUGAAAUCCUUGUUUGAAGUUCCAAGGAAUUUAGAACCAGGCUUUAAGUUUGUUCAGCUGCAAAGUGAACACUAAGCUCUUUGCCCCGCCCCAUGUUAUUGCAGUAGGAUUCUUGUCUUAUAUACACCACUCAUUCCUCAGUUCACUUAGAGCACAGUCCUUGACAUUACUCAGCUUCAGAGAUGAAUAACCAAGGAGUAAUCUAUGCAGAACUGAAGGGAGUCAAGAACUCAAAGAGACAGCGAAUAAAACUUAAGGGCUCUAAAGGUUCCAUUUCAAUAGCUCCACAGGAAUUAACAUAUGCUGAAUUAAAUCUUCAAAAUGCUUCUCAGAAUCUUCGAGGGAAUGAGGAGAACUACCAUUCCAAAGGUUCACCAUCACCUCCAGAGAAGCUCAUUGCUGGGAUCCUCGGAAUCAUCUGCCUUGUCCUGAUGUCCACUGUCGUAACAAUGAUCAUUAUUACUCCCUCUACUCUAAUACAGGAACAGAAUAACUCCUCUCGGAUAACAAGGCUCCAGAAAGAAUGCCAUUGUGGUCGUUCAAAAGACUGGUUUACAUAUUCCAACAACUGCUAUUAUAUUAUUUUUGAAGAAAAAACGUGGAAUGGGAGUUUGACAGCCUGUGCUUCUAGGAACUCUACUCUGCUUUAUAUAGAUAAUGAAGAGGAACUGAAAUUUCUGAAGUCCCUAUCAAUUAUGUCAUGGAUUCCAGUCUUUCGUGAAGGCCGUGGUCAUCCGUGGAUGUGGCAAAAUGGCUCAACUUGCAAACUACAAAUAUCAGACUUCCCACCUGAGAAAGGAAACUGUGCAGUGCUAUCCUCGGGGAACAUAAAGUCAGAUGACUGUGAAUUCCCAAAUAUGUAUACUUGCAAGCACAAGCUUGAGAAUUAAAAAGUGCAAUUGCUUUGUUUUUUUCUUGACCUAUUUUUACACUGCAAACUUUUAUCUUCAAUGUCAAAUAGAAGGUACUGUAAAGGUCCUUUAUGUAUCAUUCCUAUAUUAUGGGAAUAUAUUCCAAUACUUUAUCUUCAAGUAUUAGGUUUAAGGAUUUUUUGAUCAUACUUUUUUACUACGAAAGCAAUUCCAUAUUAUUUAUUUUUUCUCAUAAAUUUUGUAACCAAUCAGUAGUGUUUCCAUUUUAUAUUUUUUCAAUAGAAUGAAUUUUUUAAAAAAUAAUGCUUAUGUAUGGCAAAAACUACCACAAUAUUGUAAUUAGCCUCCAAUUAAAAUAAAUAAAUUAAUUUUAAAAAUAAAGUUUAUAAAAUUUUUCCUCCAAACAUUCCUAUUUACUUCAAAUAUUAACCAGUCAAACACAUUCCUGAAAUGAAACCACAAUGAUCAUUCUGUAUUUUCUUUCUCUUAAAAUCAGUGCAUGUAUCAUACUUAGAUUAAAAUAUUUUCUUCAUCAAUUUUCACAGAGACAGGACUGAGUUCCUUAAUAUUAUGUAAGCUGACAAGUCUUGUUCUCAAGGCUCUAUUGGGAAGCAUUCCUUUUUUUUUUUUUAAUCUUACCUGGAGACUUUGUGAAAGACCUGGUAUAAUUUUAAGUGUUAUUAUUCACUACUGUUAUCAUUAGAGUUUCUAGAACUUUUUUUGUAGGAACUUUAUACAAUGAAUGCCAUAUCUUUAACACAUGUUAAGUUUAUUCAGGAUUCAAGUUGUACUGCAGUUGGUAAAUUGCAUUUUUUAGGCAUUUCAUAUAGAUAGUAGAAUAUAUUCAUAGUAUGGUUUUCUUAUCUAUUUAACAUCUGUAAAAACAAAAAUGGUGUUGUCAUAUUUAUUAUAGAUGUAAGAGAUUUAUGUCUUCUCAUCUUUUCUUUAAACAUAUUUUAUCAAUUAUACUGCCUUUCAAGUGAAAAUGACAUUGACCAUUUUAUUCCUUUCUAAUGUACUUGCUUUCUUUGUCAUGAUUUUGCAUCAUUUAUUUUCCUUUUACUUCUUUAUUUGAACUAUGCUAAGUCACCUCAGUCGUGUCCAACUCUGUGCGACCCCAUAGA
Molecule: messenger RNA, 2014 nt
Organism: Bubalus bubalis (water buffalo)
Lineage: Eukaryota; Metazoa; Chordata; Mammalia; Artiodactyla; Bovidae
Product: NKG2-A/NKG2-B type II integral membrane protein
Exons: 7
Coding region: 201-908 (235 amino acids)
Biological process (GO): positive regulation of natural killer cell mediated cytotoxicity; stimulatory C-type lectin receptor signaling pathway
Source: RefSeq, a predicted model, not a curated record